AUGUCCAGCCUCUUUUCUUCUUUUACUUCGGUUAUUUUUCCAGUUUUAGUUUGCCCUUCUUCGUUCCUUUUAUUUCGCUCACGUAUACAACAUAUCUUCCCAUUUUCCCUUCACUUUCUUUCCCUCUUAACGGUGAAAGCCACCGGAGCUCCCAUUGCUUUAUCAUCUUUUUUUUUUCUGUUGUUUUUCUCUUGGUCUCUUCCAAUUUCUCAUACAAUUUUAAAAAGAAUGUGUGUUUGCAAGUCUGCAGUUAAAUAA
Trypanosoma brucei brucei TREU927 is the source of this 258-nucleotide messenger RNA. RefSeq lists its product as hypothetical. The transcript has a single exon. Bases 1 to 258 code for a protein of 85 amino acids. Lineage: Eukaryota; Euglenozoa; Kinetoplastea; Trypanosomatida; Trypanosomatidae. The record is from RefSeq and is a predicted model, not a curated record.